AUGUCUAUUUUACUACACCCCUCUUUAAUUGACAAUGUUCAGCUUUUAUCUGAUAUGCGCAUUAACAAUGUCCCGUUCAUGCCUGCGUUGCCACUGACAGAAAUUGUAAAGGCCCUGUUAAAUGUCUAUGCAUACAGAUCGGCAUUAGGAGAGCAGCAUGUCAAGCGAGUUACCUGGUUGCAAGGAUUCUUAGCGUGCAUUGUUUUGGGCUCAGCAGGCUCAUGUACUGUUGCAGUGAUACGAGGAGAGCCUCUUGGUGUUAUCUACAAAGAUGAAUUCUGGAUAUUAUAUGGCAUCGUCUACUGGCUCAUGUUUUCCAACGAAUUCAUGCAUUUAUUGAUUCACCGUUUAUUUUUAGCGUUUCCUUUGGUUCAUAGACUGUGUAUUUGUCUUUCCGGCAUCAAUCGAGGCUAUUCCCUGGUGCAGUAUGGCAUAGAUGGUGUGGCAAAGUCAGCAGGAAUCGAUGCAAUGGUAGGUAGACUUUUAUGUGGCACAAUAGUAGGCUGUGGUGCUGGAUUCUGGUUUGAAUUAUUCAGCCUUGGUCAACAUGAAUGGAAAUUAAUAACGCCUAAAUCGUUCUUGAGUCCAUCCGCUAAUGUCAAAAUCUCAUUCUGGACAUCUGUUGGAUAUCUAACAUUCUCUUCAUACUUGAGCAAUGAUCAUGAGGCGCAUGCAAUGGGCUCACUGGCAUUUGCUUUGCUGCUUGUAUUGAAUCAUUACUAUACCUCACACAAAUGCAGAGAUGCUCAACGCGUAAAGGAGGGUAAAGCUGACUAG
Messenger RNA from Mucor velutinosus, 777 nucleotides. RefSeq names its product Glucose-6-phosphate 1-dehydrogenase. The coding region runs from base 1 to 777 and encodes 258 amino acids. Lineage: Eukaryota; Fungi; Mucoromycota; Mucoromycetes; Mucorales; Mucoraceae. The record is from RefSeq and is a predicted model, not a curated record. The transcript is spliced from 3 exons.